This is a messenger RNA of Chenopodium quinoa (quinoa), 898 nucleotides long. RefSeq lists its product as uncharacterized. The transcript has 3 exons. Lineage: Eukaryota; Viridiplantae; Streptophyta; Magnoliopsida; Caryophyllales; Amaranthaceae. The record is from RefSeq and is a predicted model, not a curated record. The coding region runs from base 361 to 750 and encodes 129 amino acids.
AUUUCGUACUUCAAAUUUCCAGAAAUCAACAAACUCAAGAAAUUGUUGCAAGUAGACAAGGCCGUGUACGAUGAAUGGGUGAAGACUCAUAAGAAAGCUAAGGGGUUGUAUGGAGUUCCAUUCGUUCAUUAUGAAACUCUAGCAGAAAUAUAUGCAAAAGACAAAGCUACCGGAGAUGUAAGUGAGUCAUUCGUUGAUGCCAUAGAAGGUAUUGAUCAAGAGAUUGAUAAGCAACCAUUGAUUGUCGAGAGUGAUGAAGAAGAUGAUGUGAAUUCUACUAAUUCGGACACUUAUUCUUCUACAAGUCAAUCCGGAAAACGCCCCGUGAAGAUAGAGGAUGAUCAUAUAACUCCUUCAAAAAUGGCAAAACGCUCUAUAAAGGCAAAGGAGGUUAAGGUGAAAGGAAAGAACAAGGUAAAUUUGAAGAGUUUGUGUAGGAAUGAUGAUGAUGAUUUGGUGGCCUCUCUCCAUGAUGUUUCCAACAAUUUUGGGAAGAUAUUUGAAAAUAUCAAUGUUAAUCUCGGGACUAUGGCUAGUGCAUGGUCUAAAGCGGAAGAAAGGGAGCAAAGGAUGGAUGAAAAGGUGAACAAGGUAUUGGAUGAGGUGAUGAAGUUAGAUGGCAUUUCUCCAUCCGAAGCUUUAGAGGUUGCUACUAUUCUCAUGGCGGAAGAACAUAAGCUUCGUAUCUUCUAUCAAGCACCAUUUAACAUGAAAAAUCAAUAUGCAAUUGAUCUUCUUAAGAAGAAGUAGCAUUUGAUUGUUGUCAUGUCUUUGUUUUUUUGUUGAACAUUUGCAACUUGAGCAAUACAAGUUAUGUGUUGGGAUUAUUCAUAUAAUGAUGGACAUAUUAUUAGUCAAUGUUUGGAUAAUUAAUGAGUGCCAACUUUGCUUUGUAUAU